Messenger RNA from Pestalotiopsis fici W106-1, 558 nucleotides. RefSeq lists its product as uncharacterized. The coding region runs from base 1 to 558 and encodes 185 amino acids. Gene Ontology annotation, cellular component: mitochondrion. The transcript is spliced from 2 exons. Gene Ontology annotation, molecular function: nucleic acid binding; 3'-5'-RNA exonuclease activity. NCBI's taxonomy places the organism in Eukaryota, Fungi, Ascomycota, Sordariomycetes, Amphisphaeriales, Sporocadaceae. The record is from RefSeq and is a predicted model, not a curated record.
AUGGCUGGCAACGAGGCUCUGGUAUGGAUUGACUGCGAGAUGACGGGCCUGGACCCUGACCGCGAAGAAAUCAUUGAGAUCUUCUGCAUCAUCACAACCGGCACACUAGAGGUUGUCGACGAGGCCGGCUUGGGCAUAGUGAUCCACCAGAGCAAGGAGAGAAUGGACCAAAUGGACGACUGGUGCACCAAGACACACGGACAGAGCGGUUUGACGGCAGCCGUGAUUGCCUCGACAGUCACACCAGAGCAGGCGGCCGACGAGCUGCUGGCCUACAUCAAGAAGUAUGUGCCUGAAAAGGGCGCAAUCCUCGCUGGUAACAGCGUGCACGCCGACCGCGCAUUUCUCCGCAAGGAACCUUACAGAAAGGUUGUCCGACACUUGCAUCAUCGCAUCCUCGACGUGAGCACGUUGAAAGAGGCGGCUAGGCGGUGGUGUCCAAAGAAAAUCAUUCACAACGCGCCGCAGAAGAAGGGGUUGCACCAGGCAAAGGAUGAUAUUUUGGAGAGCAUUGAGGAGGCCAGGUACUACAAGGAGACCAUUUUCAAGAGGGAUUAG